UUGACAGCUACGGAAUGUGCAUUGCAUAAAACUUUUUUUUUACGGAGAAAACGGAAAAUAACAAAAAAAAUAGCGGACUUCCAAAUGCAAAAACGUACACAUCGUGUCUAGAGAUAAUACGACUGUGUAAAUCAAAAUUUUUUGGUUUAUUGAAAUCCCUGAAAAGAUUUGCAUUUUAAAGAAACUAAAAUUGUGCACAAAUAUCAAUUAUAACGUCGAAUUGUGUGUGUUUUUAUUUGACCGCCAAAAGAAAACAUAAAAAUGUGUUUUUAAUUGGAAAGAAUUAUUAUAGUAAAGAAAAAAAGCGCAUCAUUUUGAACUUCAAAUACACAAACAAACGAAGAGAAAACAUUCGCAUACGAAAAAAAAGAACACAUUCAAAAUUCAUCGAUAAAAUUAAGGGCAAACAAUAUACCAGAGAUAAUCGUUCGAUUUUAUUCAUCCAAUUAACAACAUUUUGUAAGCAUAUAUACAUAUAUAUAGAGAAAGAGUAUACGCAGCAGCAACAACAACAACAUCCACAUAGAAAAAAUGGAUUGUAACGUUCAAGGAUCACCAGAGGCAAAGAAACCUUGUAAGGGUAUUUUGAAAACAUCAAGUAGCUUUGACAAACAUUCUGUAUCGCAACGCAGAAAGAGCACAAAAUUCGAUGAACUCAAUGUAUUGCAAACAUACCAUCCAGUUGACAAGGAUUAUGGCCACAUGAAAGUUGAAGAACCAAAAACACCAUUCAAUUAUGCAGAUCCAGACGACCAAAUCUUGGACCAACUGGACGCCGAAGUUCUUACUGAACGGCUAAAAAUGUCCGAGCCGCGAAAAUCGUUGGACGAAACAGAUGAUGCUGAUGAAAGUUCGGACGAUGACGAACACAGCUAUGAAACGCCAGAAGAAAAGCAACGUCGGCUAGACUUUGAAAAACGACGCAAAUUACACUACAAUUGUAGUGAAGUCGGUCCAAAUCAUACAACAGCAAAUGAAUUUGAAGCAAUGAAAUUGGCCAGAAAGUUGAUGGAAGAGGAAGAAGAAGAGGAUGAUGACGAUAAAAUAGCAGCGGUAGACGAUCGAAGUCAAGAAGCAUCGGUGUCUGGUGAUAAAUGCGCCGAUGGAAAAAACGAAGUGGAAAUGGACAAUGAUAACUCAUAAGAAUGCUGUAAUGGACAUUGUCGACUCUUAUAUAAGAAAUAAAUAAAUCCAACACCAAAUGCAAUUGAUUAAGCAACCACAUGAAAAACAGCAACAAAUUAAAAAACAAAACAAACAACAGAAAAUCAAAAUUGAACGUAAAAUAAAUACGAUUUCUAUGUAAUAAUCAGCUCUGCUGUCACUUAUUGACUAAAAAUUCGGCCAGCUAUUAUUUUGCUGUCCGGUUGAUUUUGUAUGAAAAGAAUUCGUACAAUGACUGGCAGCAGUGCUGAUCAAGUAUGUGUAAAUGUAUAGUGAAUUAUGGACACCUUUAAAUGAAAUAACUCGAUCGAAUCAUUUUCUAUAUAUGUCUUGUCUUGUGAACCACACAAGUGUCAUGAAGAAUAAUACUUAAUUUGGUACUGAGUAAAAAAAAAAGAUGCAUUUUGAAAUAAAAUGCGUUCUUAUAACAUACACACAAACUCAUGAAAAAACACAUACAUAGCCAGUGAAUUUAGUUUAUAGACAUAAAUAUUUUCUGAUAUUGUUGUAGUGAAAGCUAUGUCUCAAUUUAAUUUUUUCUUGUGACUAUAGCUAAACGUAGAUGAAAUCAAUGUAAAACUUAAAUCAAAAUAUGUUAUUUAUUUAUUAUUUAUCAUUUUUUUUGAAAAUCUGACUGCAUUUUAAAGAUGACAAAAGAAAAAAAAAUCGCUUCAAAUCCUCGUUGGCCAUGCCAUGGCCUUUGUACAAAUAACGGUGAUUGACGUUUCGAUUAAAAUUAAAUCAUUUUUGUUUACACCGAGUCGGUGCAAAAUUCAUUUACCGACAGUUAAUAUUUUUCAUUGAAUAUUUUAUUUGACUUGAAUAUUAUGUGAUUGAAUGUGACAAUGUGAAUGGUGCUAAUUUAGCCGUAGCACGAAAGAAAGAGACGGCAAAAUCGGUGGCAAAAAAUUGAAAAAUCAAUAGCAAAUAUAUCACAAAAAAAAAGGAUUAAAUUUAUUUUGAAAAAAACAUCAAUUUUUUUUUUUUUAUUGUAUGUUUAAUUCAAAUCGAAAAUUUAUGAUUGAUCUAUUAAUAAUUUCAUUUAAAAAAAAUAUUCAAUCAUCUAUUCGAAUAGCUGCGCUAAAAAAUGUCCUGCAAUUCUUUUGUCGCUGGUACAAAAAAAACGAAUUAGUAAAUAAAAUGUAAUUUAAUUUUUUUGCUUAUUAUUUUUCAUUUUAAAUGGACUUAAAAAGUAAACGAGAAAUGAGAUUUAUGUAAACUUAGCGAAUAAUUGUGAUAAUAAAUCAAACAAAAUGAAUAGAAUUUAAUUAAAUAAACAAAUAAUAACAGAAAUUGAAUGGAUGAAUGCAUCCUGUGAGGAAUGAGCAAUAGAGAAAAAAAUACUGAAUAAAAAUGAAAUACCUACCACUGUGAAA
Contarinia nasturtii (swede midge) is the source of this 2540-nucleotide messenger RNA. Its product is annotated as protein phosphatase inhibitor 2-like. Gene Ontology annotation, molecular function: protein phosphatase inhibitor activity. The coding region runs from base 532 to 1143 and encodes 203 amino acids. Gene Ontology annotation, biological process: regulation of signal transduction. Lineage: Eukaryota; Metazoa; Arthropoda; Insecta; Diptera; Cecidomyiidae. The transcript has 5 exons. The record is from RefSeq and is a predicted model, not a curated record.